Molecule: messenger RNA, 2154 nt
Organism: Nilaparvata lugens (brown planthopper)
Lineage: Eukaryota; Metazoa; Arthropoda; Insecta; Hemiptera; Delphacidae
Exons: 2
Coding region: 205-1926 (573 amino acids)
Source: RefSeq, a predicted model, not a curated record
UACCCCAUUACAUGGUGUUGGGCGUCGUUCUCAUGAGAAAGAGUUUAUUAAUUGACAAGAUUAGCCUUCAAAUUAUCUAUUGACAUUUUCAUUUCAGGUCAUUAUCAUAAUUAUUAUAUUCUGUGUUUGAUCUCGUAUAAUUAUGUCCUCUAUUCUCUCAACGUACAGGGUAAAUAUGAUAAUUGUUAUUAUUGUUAUAUUGAGAUGAGUAGCUCUAGUUCUAGUGACUCUGAACAAUCACCUAGUGAAUUCGAGGUUUCAUUAUUACGUUUACCUAUUGAUUUAAAAGUAAAAUCUCUGGAUAAAUCAGAAUUAUUAGAGCUAGGCAAACAGUUAGGUAUUCACAUCCCUCAAUCUGUUAAUAUUGAAUACUUGAGAUUCGCUGUUGACUUGGCAAAAAAAGUUUGUAUUUAUGUGGACCACGAUUCAGGAGCUAGAGAUGCUCUAAGUCGAUUACUUAAGUUAGGGUCCCUGUCUCAACGCGAUCGUAUUAUCUUCCCUAUGUUAGCCGAUUACGAGCGAAUAGUAGGCAAGCUAGGCAGAAAUCAAGAACACAUCUACGACACAGUAGCUCCCGAUAACUUAGCAAAUAUCCUAAUUCCAGAAAAUAAUAUGGCAGGGAAUGAUAAAAGACCCUUUGCGAAACCCGAAAGCUAUGGGGGUACAAAGAGUGAAGACUUCAACGAGUGGUUGAAAACCUUCAAUAGGGCAGCAAAAAUAAAUAAGUGGGAUGAGGAUGAUAAAAUCUUGUAUUUACCCCUCUACCUCAAGAAAACAGCAUUGGCAAUUUUCGACAUAUUUUCGGAUAAAAAUGAAAACGCGACAUUUCUUGAUGCAGUAGGCCACUUAAAAAGUAAACUUGUAGACCCUGUUCAUGAAGAGACAACCAGACAAAAACUCGAAAACAGAAACAAAUUACCAACAGAAACAUACACAGAAUACACAGCAGAUAUAAUAAAACUUUGUCACAUUCUUGAGCCUCAAAUGUCAGAGAAAAGAAUAGUAGGAUAUGUUUUGAGAGGCUUAGACGUAGGAGCAUUGCAACAUGUUGCUUUCAUGGACAAUGCAUCAGUUGAAGAUUUAGAGAAAAAUCUCGCCAAAUAUGAAAGAUCUCGCUUCCUUCUAGACAAAAAGUUAGGAAUGCAUAAUGCUUCAAUCCUGUCAGAUGACGAAGAAGACGAUUGCCAGUUCAAGCAGAAAGGCCUCUGCUUGAUUCCGAGGAAAAAGAUGUCGAACUCCGCCACCCAAGCCACUUGUCUCCACCUUCUAACAUCAGAAGCAGACGUAUCGGAGCUACGAGAAGUCUGCAAAUUUGAUUGUAAAGCAACUGACAAUCAAACCCUAAUCACUCGCCUACGAGAAGACACCUUCCUAUUCCACAACACCGGCAAAAAGACGACAAUUCGCUGUAAAAACUCAACAACUGAGGUCCCAAGCAACAGUCCAGGAACCCUAUCACUCCACAUCCCUUGCAACUGCGAACUUCAAGACGACAACGGCGACGUACUGAUAAGCACUCUUUAUCCUUGCGACUCCCGUUCCCAUCCUUCUCCAGCUAUUAAUAACUUAAUUCCUCACAUGUGGACAAAUUUAUCUAAAUUGAGCAUCCCAAUUUUUAAACAUGAGACUCUGCCUCAGUACUUAAACCUUUCGGAAAUCUUAAAUGAAAAUUGGCACUUGAAUUUUUCAAAAUUUGAAGAGCACAACUCAUUCUCAGAAGACAUUUUCCAUCAUGUUGAAAUGCCAAAUAACUUUGAUUUGUUAGGGGUGAACAAUAAACUGAUCAUUUAUAUUAUUAUUGUCUGGCAAACACUGAUAACUGUUAUAUUCUUGUAUUUAUGUCUUCAAAAUUAUAUUAAGAAGAAAGCAAAUCAACUGAGAGUCCCGAAACGUACUCCAAUUGUGGACUACCCACAGGAGCUUUAAGAAUAUAUUGUGUUUUAGUAAAGUAGUAUGUAAUGAAAUCAUUAAAAUAAUGGGUUAGGAUAUAGGAAACUAUGCAAAUAAUAAUUACUUAUUCACUAUUAUUGUAUCCAUUUACUCUUUUAUGCUAUCGAUUCAAAUAUUUUCCCAGAUUAGAAGAUAAACUAUUUCAAUUAUUAUUAUUAUUCUUAUUUUCAAGGUCCACAAUAUUAUUUUGCUUACUCGAAUACU